ACGCCACGCAGCCGCUGAUGCAGAAACCUCACUCAGUUUCAUGACUGCAGUGACUGUGAGACACACGUUUUUAUUGCCUUUUAAAAUUAUUUCUUUCUUGCAUGUUAUCAUGCGCUGGUUACUGGUUGGAUGCUUCAUUUUGGGUCUGAACCACAUCUCAGCACAUAGGAUUACUCAGAAGCCCCGGUUCAUUGGAGUCAAAAUGGGCUCCUCCGUGUUGAUUCAAUGUUCCAUGACUGAACGUGUGGACUCACUGAACAUGCAGUGGUACAGAGCUGACGCGUACGACCAGAAGAAAGUAGUGCUACAGCUGGAAAGGGACGUGUCUGGUAACAGGAGUUUGACCAAAGACAACCUUCUCACCUUACACAGAGUUCAAGUAGAGGACAGUGGAGUGUACUUCUGCCAAGCUGGCAACACAAUGGGGCCUGGAACUCAACUGAUAGUCGUCAAGGCCACAGACUUGACUGCAGCCCAGCACAGGACCACCAUCAAGGACGGGCUCAUUAUUGUCCAGGCUCUGUUGUUGGCCUUGUUUAUCGCUGCUCUGCUGAUGCAGAAACGAAACCUGUCUGAAAAGGAGGAUAGCGAAUAUGAGAUGCCUGAAAAUGACCACAUCUAUCAGGGCUUGGCAAUUGAGACGUGUAAUGGAGGAAUGUAUGAGGAGCUGACAGUUUAUGCUCAGCCAGAUGGAUCUGAGGCCCCGUGGGAAUGAAACGAACGAGGCCGGAGUAUUUUUAAUCAGGGGUUUGAGUUUUAACAUCUUAAAUAUACAGCAGCUAAAUUAGGAAUAAGCAGCUUCUAAAGUACAGAGGAAAUUCUGGGUGAUUUGGGAUUUUUGACAUUCCAAAUGUGUUGACAUCCCUGUAUGUAGUUGUAAUGUUUUUUUCUCUUUCUUUAUUUUCUUCAUCUGUCUUUUUUACUCUUCUCUCUGUGUGAUGUUGUUUGAAGUUCUCGAAGACACCAGUUUUAAUUUUUAAUACUUUUUUGUUGAAGCUACUUUUUUUUACUUGACUGAUUUUGUGUUCUUGGAAACAAAUCCGUUUGUGUGAUGUUCUUUAGCAGAUUUAGCUUUUGUUAUAAUAUGAAGAAGGAAUUUUAGUCUCUGGGUUGAAAUGGGUCUUCACUGGGAAGCAGAUGCAUGUUUUUGAUGCAAUAUUGUUUAAAACAAUAUAAAACAAUAUAACUAAAACAUGUAACACCUUUAGAUGUAGAAUAAAACAAAGAAAUGAAUAAACAAAUAAAUAAA
Molecule: messenger RNA, 1249 nt
Organism: Cynoglossus semilaevis (tongue sole)
Lineage: Eukaryota; Metazoa; Chordata; Actinopteri; Pleuronectiformes; Cynoglossidae
Gene: cd79b
Product: CD79b molecule, immunoglobulin-associated beta
Exons: 5
Coding region: 41-715 (224 amino acids)
Biological process (GO): B cell differentiation; B cell receptor signaling pathway
Cellular component (GO): B cell receptor complex; external side of plasma membrane
Source: RefSeq, a predicted model, not a curated record